GACACAUUUUGCUGUUGCACUGAACACGGACCGGAAGUGUAUGUCUUAAACAGUCGGAGGUUUUGUUUUGGUUGUUUAUGCUUAUAUAAGCUUUUAUUCUUUUAUUUGCUACAACCUCUUCGUCCACAAAAAUGGGGAAAAGACAGCAUCAAAAAGAUAAGAUGUACAUCACAUGUACAGAAUACACUCAGUUUUAUGGAGGGAAGAAAUCAGAAAUCCCACGAGCCAAUUUCAGACGUCUGCCCUUUGAUCACUGCAGUUUGUCUCUUCAGCCCUUUGAGUAUCCCAUGUGCACAGUGGAUGGGGUCGUUUUUGACCUAAUGAGCAUUGUGCCUUGGAUUAAGAAGUUUGGUACCAACCCCAUAACAGGAGAGGUAUUUCAUGCAUAUUCUGUCUUUAUCUCCUGUACUUUAGGGAAGUACCAUUGUCCUGUGCUCUACACAGUGUUCACAAACAACUCCCACAUCGUUGCCAACAAAGUCACAGGAAAUGUUUUCUCUAAUGAGGCAGUGGAACAGCUCAACAUCAAGACAAAGAGUUAUAAAGACCUGUUGACAGAUGAACCUUUUACUCGCCAGGAUCUCAUCACACUACAGGAUCCUACGAAUCUGGAUAAAUUCAAUGUCUCCGACUUCUUCCAUGUGAAAAACAAUAUGAAAGUCCUCGACCCUGAUGAGGAGAAAGCCAAGCAGAGCCCAUCAUACCAUCUGAAAAGCACAAACAUGGAGACGCGAGAAACACUAGCAGAGCUCUACAGGGACUAUAAAGGAGAUGAGCUGUUGGCCUCCACCAUGAAAGAGCCAGAAGCCAAAAAAACAGACAAGCUCAACGCUGCACACUAUUCCACUGGAAGAGUGUCUGCCUCUUUCACAUCUACAGCUAUGGCUCCAGCCACCACCCAUGAAGCAGAUGCUAUUUCCGAUGAUACCGUUCGCUACCAGUAUGUUAAGAAGAAAGGCUAUGUCCGCCUGCACACAAACAAAGGAGACGUGAAUGUGGAGUUGCACUGUGAUAAGAUACAGCAGGGUUGUUAUUGGCGUGAAAUUGUGUUACUCUUAAUCUCAUACACAUGCUCCCCAUUGUGUUUAAUAUCCAUAUUUUCCCCCCUCCUGGCAUUCCUCUCUCUGUUGUUGUGUGUAUUAGGAGGAGAGUCUUACUGGGGGAAGCCAUUCAAGGACGAGUUCAGACCCAAUCUGUCUCACACGGGUCGUGGUAUUCUGAGCAUGGCUAACUCAGGACCCAACACAAAUAAAUCCCAGUUCUUUAUAACAUUUCGCUCAUGCACAUACCUGGACAGGAAACACAGUGUGUUUGGAAGAGUGGUUGGUGGUUUAGAGACCCUCACAGCGUUGGAGAAUGUUGAAAGUGAUCCGAAGACAGACAAACCCAAGUCUGAGAUAAAGUUGCUGAGCACUACAGUAUUUGUGGACCCGUAUGAGGAAGCCGAUACACAGAUUGCAGCCGAGCGAGAGAAGGAAGCACAGAAACAGGAAGAAGAGAGAGCGCAAACUUCUGCUUCAGUCAACAAGGCAAAAACAGAGGACAAGCCUAAAACCUUCAGACCAGGAGUGGGCAAAUACAUCAACACAGCUGCCACGAAACAUUCCCACCCAGAUGGUGAAAAACCCUCCACUAGUGAAGCUCCUGCCAAGAAACCCAAAGGCAGAACAGGUUUUGGAGACUUCAGUUCCUGGUAGAAGAACGGCACCGUCCCUCCUCAAGGCUGAUUGUGGGUAAAGUGAGAUAUUGGACUAAUCUUACUCUGCGCAGACCUCUUGGUUUUUCCCCUUUAUGGUUUCUAUUUUGAAAGUCGUUGUAUUUUUAGAUAAUAAUGUGGCAGCGAUUUAGUUCAUAUGUAGUCAAGGCUUCCUUUCUAUUGAGCCCUGUAAAUCAUUAGUUAUUUUUUGCAUAUUAAAUGACUUAAUCUGUGUUAAUAAAUGCAUUUUGCUAAAAGUUUGGCUUGUUCAUGCUUGAAUGUUUUCAAUUUUGUUUGUAUGGUAUGGAAGCCCAUUUCCACCACAGAAUAAAAAAUAAAUACAAAAAGGUAAUUCAGACUUUUUCCUCAUAGUUUAGACUUAGUUCCUCGCAAUUCUGACUUUUUUGUUUGUGCCACAGAAGGUAUUGUGGCAUUGCGCUUGUAGCUAUAGUAUCAGGAGUUCUCCAAUGGGAAGUACCAUUCUGAUUCAUCCCACAAGUUCCAGAAUGGUGCAUGGAAAGUCUUUGUAGUUCACACAAUAGAGCAUUUCUCCUCUUGUGGAUGUUGUGGCUGUUUUGGAUAUCUCUUUUUCUAAAGGGGCAUUUUCCUGUGCUUGCUUACUUUGCCCUUGACUGUCUAUACACUGUUCUUGCUGAGUGUGUAGAUUUUUUUUUUUUUGCUGCUAAGACCCAAGUGUAUUUCAUACGACCCCGGGGGCCAAUUACACAAGCUUACUGUUUCUGAAAGUUGUUGCCUCUUCCUUCUGUUGGCAUAAGGACGAAUCUCACAAAACCUGUCAGGAGAAGCUCAUAGUUC
Molecule: messenger RNA, 2512 nt
Organism: Sinocyclocheilus grahami
Lineage: Eukaryota; Metazoa; Chordata; Actinopteri; Cypriniformes; Cyprinidae
Product: peptidyl-prolyl cis-trans isomerase-like 2
Exons: 17
Coding region: 132-1697 (521 amino acids)
Biological process (GO): protein polyubiquitination; protein peptidyl-prolyl isomerization
Cellular component (GO): catalytic step 2 spliceosome
Molecular function (GO): peptidyl-prolyl cis-trans isomerase activity; ubiquitin protein ligase activity
Source: RefSeq, a predicted model, not a curated record